This is a messenger RNA of Cherax quadricarinatus, 6526 nucleotides long. Lineage: Eukaryota; Metazoa; Arthropoda; Malacostraca; Decapoda; Parastacidae. The record is from RefSeq and is a predicted model, not a curated record.
UAGGUCAGCAUCAUCUUGUGUGGUAGCGUCCACUUGUUAGCAGCCUCACACACACUCAUUUCUCUCUUAAAUACACCAGCUGGUUAAUAUACCUUGGGAAGUUUGUGGUUUAUUAUGGAAGAGAGUUGGUGGAUGUGUUAGAUGAGUGAUGUAAGCGAGGGUGGAGAGGAGGGUAGUGAAACAUUGGUGUUACUGGUGUAAUGGAGGAGCACAGCAGCGCGAGUCAACACUUGCCAAGGUGAAGCUGCUACCCUUUGUUCCAUCAUAUUCUCCCUCCAAAAUCCUCCCAACCGUCAGUCAUACAUACUUUUCUACACAAGUGCACUCGGGGCUCUCUCUAGCUCCUGGACGACCUUCAACAAGUGUAAAGUUCCAAUGAGACAAAUAUAUUUUAGAAUUAAAACAGUGUAUGUAAAAUGUAAAUGGAGAGUGAGAGAAUUUUUAGUUGAACAUCCUGUUGCGAAGAACAGGACUUAUUAGAGUCUGCCGGAUACUGAAGACUCAGAAAGUUACUUGUGGUAUAUUACCUGACAAAUAUAUCUUCACAAUGCCUGCAGUAAAUGGAACGGAUGUACCGAACAAUAUACCAAACCCCUUGGGGGAUGAUGGUAAAGUACCUGGUCCAAAAAAGAAGACUGGAAAGUCAGUGGAAACAGUAUACCAGAAGAAAACACAGCUUGAGCACAUUUUACUCCGUCCUGAUACUUAUAUUGGCUCGGUGGAAUUUACAACUGAGCAGAUGUGGGUAUAUGACAUGGAACUGGAAAAGAUUGUGCAGAAGGAAAUAUCAUAUGUGCCAGGUCUCUACAAGAUCUUUGAUGAAAUUUUGGUAAAUGCUGCAGAUAAUAAGCAGCGAGACAAAUCUAUGGAUGUCAUUAAAGUAGAUAUUGAUCCAGAAAACAACCAAGUGUGUAUAUUCAACAAUGGAAGGGGCAUUCCAGUAGCAAUGCAUAAAGAUGAGAAGAUGUAUGUCCCAACUAUGAUCUUUGGCCACCUACUGACGUCAUCCAACUACAAUGAUGAAGAACAAAAGGUUACUGGUGGGCGCAAUGGUUAUGGUGCUAAGCUGUGUAAUAUCUUCAGUAAUAAAUUUGUUGUUGAAACGUCUUCACACGAAUACAAAAAAACUUUCAAACAGGUUUGGGGCAACAAUAUGAGCAAGGCUAGUGAACCGAAAAUUAAGGAUUAUACAGGAGAAGAUUUCACAAGAAUUACAUUUUCACCAGACCUUGCAAAGUUUAAAAUGGAAUCUUUAAAUGCUGACAUAGUUUCCCUCAUGUCUCGAAGAGCAUAUGACAUUGCUGCUUCAACCAGGGGAGUUAAAGUCUUUUUGAAUGGAAAGCGUAUUCCACUGAAGGGUUUCAAGGACUACGUGGAUUUCUUCAUUAAAGAUAAGGUGGAUGAUGCUGACAAUCCAAUUAAAGCUGUUUAUGAAAAUGUAAAUGAAAGGUGGGAAGUGGCUGUCGCACUCUCUGAUAAAGGUUUCCAGCAGAUGUCUUUUGUAAACAGUAUUGCUACAACUAAGGGUGGCCGACAUGUAGAGCACGUGACUGACAUGAUUGUGAAGAAUCUUACUGAAGCAUUAAAAAAGAAAAACAAGAGUGGUGUUCAGAUAAAACCAUUUCAAAUAAAGAAUCAUAUGUGGGUAUUUGUAAAUUGUCUCAUUGUAAACCCCACAUUUGACUCUCAAACCAAGGAAAACAUGACGCUCCAAGCUAAAAGUUUUGGCUCUAAGUGUACACUUUCUGAGAAAUUUACCAACAGUGUUAUAAAGUGUGGCAUUGUAGAAUCUGUGAUGGCAUGGGCAAAGUUUAAGCAGCAGGCUCAACUCCAGUCAAAAUGUGCAAGCAAAAAGCAAACUAAAUUAAAAGGUAUUCCAAAACUAGAAGAUGCCAACGAUGCAGGAACCAAGUUUUCAUCUGAUUGUACCCUAAUCUUAACUGAGGGAGACUCAGCCAAGACUUUGGCUGUAGCAGGCCUUGGAGUAGUUGGCCGAGAUCGAUAUGGUGUUUUUCCUCUUAAAGGUAAAUUGCUGAAUGUUCGUGAAGCAUCUCACAAGCAGAUUUUGGAAAAUUCUGAAAUCAAUAAUAUUAUCAAGAUCUUGGGUUUACAGUAUAAGAAGAAAUACGAGUCUUGGGAUGAUAUGAAGACUCUUCGCUAUGGCAAAUUAAUGAUCAUGACUGAUCAGGAUCAGGAUGGUUCUCACAUUAAGGGUCUGUUGAUCAACUUCAUCCAUCAUAAUUGGCCUACACUGCUUCGGCAUUCUUUUAUGGAGGAAUUCAUUACCCCAAUUGUCAAAGCCACUAAGGGAAAGGAGGAAAUUUCGUUCUACUCCUUACCUGAGUUUGAAGAAUGGAAGAAAUCAAAGGACAACUGGCCAAGUUACAAGAUAAAAUACUACAAAGGUUUGGGUACAUCUACUUCCAAGGAAGCUAAAGAGUACUUCAAUGACAUGGUGCGCCAUCGGAUUCGCUUUAAUUAUGGUGGAGCACAAGAUGAUCAUUCCAUUCAAAUGGCAUUUAGUAGAAAGGCUGUGGAACAACGCAAGGAGUGGUUGACAGGAUGGAUGGAAGAAUGCAAGCGGCGGAAGGAACUAGGUCUGCCAGAUAUCUACCUCUAUGAAAAAGACACACGGGUUGUUACAUACUCUGAUUUUGUCAACAAGGAGUUGGUUCUCUUCUCAAAUUUGGACAAUGAACGUUCAAUUCCAUCAUUAGUAGAUGGAUUUAAGCCUGGACAGAGAAAGGUGAUGUAUACAUGCCUAAAGCGAUAUGAAAAGAAAGAAGUUAAAGUGGCUCAGCUUGCUGGUUCAGUUGCAGAACAUUCAGCAUAUCACCAUGGUGAAGCUUCACUUAUGUCCACAAUUAUCAAUUUGGCACAGAACUUUGUGGGUUCAAAUAAUAUUAACCUGUUGAUGCCAAUUGGUCAGUUUGGUACUAGGCUUCAGGGUGGUAAAGACUCUGCCAGCCCUCGAUACAUCUUCACUAAAUUAAGCCCACUUGCAAGACUCAUCUUUCAUCCACACGAUGAACCAUUACUGAAGAAUAAUUAUGAUGACAAUCAACGAAUUGAACCAGAGUGGUACUUACCUAUCAUUCCAAUGGUGUUGGUAAAUGGAGCAGAUGGUAUUGGCACUGGAUGGAGCACUAAAAUUCCUAAUUACAACCCUCGAGAAAUUGUGCAUAACCUAAAGAGAAUGAUUGCUGGUGAACCUCCAGUCAAAAUGAAACCAUGGUUCAAAAACUUCAGAGGCACUAUAGAUGAAUUGGAUCUUCAACGAUACAUUUCACAUGGUGAAAUAGCUGAUCUUGGCCAUAAUAAAAUGGAAAUUACAGAACUUCCAAUCCGGGUGUGGACACAACCAUAUAAGGAAACUGUCAUGGAAAGUCUUCUUGCAGGGACAGAGAAGGCUCCAGCCAUGAUAACUGACUACAAGGAAUACCAUACUGACACAACGGUACGCUUUACAAUAGUCCUAACAGAUGACAAAUAUCGGAAAGCAGCAGAAGAAGGGUUUCAUAAAGUGUUCAAACUACAGACCACAUUCAGCACCAGUUCUAUGGUACUCUUUGAUCACAAUGGUGUCUUGCGAAAGUAUGAAAAUGUUGAACAGAUAUUGCAGGAAUUCUUUGAGUUGCGUCUCAGAUAUUAUGUUAAACGGAAGGCUUACCUUUUGGGUAUGCUUGAAGCUGAAGCUUGUAAAUUAUCAAACCAGGCAAGAUUUAUUUUGGAAAAGUGUGAUGGUCGCCUGGUUAUAGAAAACAAAAAGAAAAAAGACAUGAUUGCAGAACUACAGCGGAAGGGCUAUGACUCAGAUCCUGUGAAAGCAUGGAAGAAAGCCCAAGAUCGGGAGGCUGCUCUGGAAGAGGAAGAGGAAGACAAAGAUGAAGACUCUGAUAAGGAAGAAGACAGUAAGGGCCCUGACUAUGAUUAUUUGUUGGGAUUGGCUAUGUGGAAUUUGACGAAAGAAAAGAAAGAUGAGCUUUUAAAAAAGGGGCGAGAAAAAAAAAUCAAGAGGAUUUACUAAAAAAAGACUGUAGAUGACUUAUGGCUUGAAAAUCUCAAAAAUUCUUGGAAAAAUAAUGUUUCAUCAAUACAGGUGCAUUCAGAGACUGUACCUUCUGCUUUUGGUGAAAGAGUGGUACCACAUAUUGAUGCAGAACUAAAAAAGAAAGCAGAGAAGGCAGCUGCAGCAAAAGAGAGAGGAGGAAAAAAGAAUAAGAAAGAUGUCUUGGAGAAUGAUGAUUUUGAUGAUUUGGUGUCAGCUAACACAGGCAAAUCUCUGGCUGAACGUCUUGGAAACUCACCCACCCUGAUUAUGAAGGAUGCAAAGAAAAAAGAAAGUCUGGAGAAUGACGAUUUGGAUGAAAUGGUAUCAGCCAACACAGGCAAAUCUCUGGCUGCUCGUCUUGGAAAUGCCACUGAAAUGGUUGGGAAGAAAUCUAGGGCAAAGAAAACUGGAGAUGGGAUGAGGCAAACUAAACUCAACUUUAAAAAGGCAUCUCCUAAAAAGAAGAAAGGUAAAAACCCGUGGGAGUCAGAUAGUGAAGAUGUGUCAGAUAACAUUGACAGUGAUGUAUCUAUAGAAGAUAUCCAGCCUAGAGAGCGUACUUCAGGCCGACGAACUGCAGCAUCCAACAUAAAGUUCAACUUCAGUGAGGAGGAAGCAAGUGACAGUGAAGAAUCACUUCAUGAUAACACUGGUAUAGAAGAGCCUGAAAUGAUUCCUAGCAAUUCUUUACUUGAUGAUUCAGUGCACAAAACCUCUACUGGGGAACCAAAGCCAGAUUUUAUUGUCAGUGACACAGACUCGGAGUUUGAUGAGAAACCAAAGAAAAAAAUGAAGGCUACUACUGUAAGCACAGAAAAGCCAUCAGCCUCUGAUCUCUUUGAUUCAAUGAUGACAGGGUCACCAAGUCCUCCUCCAAAAUCAAAGCCCUUCCUUAAACAAGCCCCACCUAAGAAGAGAGCAAUGAGUGAUGACAGCAGUGAUGAGGAUUCCCCUAAGCCAAAGAAGAAAUUAGGGCCCAAGAAAAAAGCUACUGCAGCAGUCACACUCGAUGAUUCUGAUGAUGAUAUCCCUAAACCCAAGAAGAAACCUGGACCAAAGAAAAAGGCUACUGCAAAGCCUUCAGGGGAUGUUUCUGAUGAUGAUAUUCCAAAAGCCAAGAAAAAAUCUGGGCCUAAAAAAACAGCAGCAGCAAAGAAAAAAGCCGAUUCCGAUUCUGAGGACAUGUUUGACAAUUAUUCUACAGCAACCAAGAAUAAAAGCCCCGACACAAACGACGAUGCAUAUGUUGUAGAUGCUCCACCUCGGGAACGACCUGGUCGUCAAAAAAAAGUAAUUACAUACACUCUUAGUGAUGAAGAAUCUGACGAUAAUUAUUAAUAGAGUAAUUUCACUUGGUUGCAAGGAAAUUUGUAUGACUGGCAGUUUCCAUGAAAUUAAGAGAUAAUUUUAUUAACAUUUUAAGGACAAUGUCAUGUGUAUAUUGCAAAAUCUGACUUCAGUAUUUAUUUUCAAUAGAAAAAAAGAUUAAAUUUCUCAUUUUAAAUUAUGUUUUUUAACAUGAAGGUUAUUUUCAGUUUUAUAUCUUAAUUUUAAUUAUUUUCAUUUUAUAUCUUCUCAUCACCUUUGUAUUAGGCGUAAUGGGAGUUACAACUUCAUGUGUGCGUUAACAGCAUUUUUGCAAGUACAAAGGGUUGGUAAUGCUAGUAACAAUGUAACUGAUUAAUUUUUUCAUUAAUUAGAUACAUUAGUAUUUUUCUAAUAUUUGAUUAACAACAAAUAUAUUGCAGAAGAUAUCUGAACUGCAAUGUAUUUCUUAGUAUUUUUCAAAAAUAUAUAUUGAAAAAAUGCAAUUAGUAGAUUUGUAGAUACUACUAGAUUUGUUUUUACAUUUUCUUCUAGAAAAUGUAGUAAUCUUUUGAACAAAAGUAGACAAAGCUGGUAUUUUAAUAUAGUUUUAGCACAAACAAAUUUUACAAAGAUCUUCAAUUUCUAUCCAUUAACCAAUUAUCUCAUUCAGUGUAUGUUUAUAAGAAUAUUUUAAGCUAAGUUUCUCAGACCUAAUUUUGGUAAAAAUAGGAUGUAAGAAAUUUAUUUUGUAUAUCUUUUGAUGAUAUUUAUUUAAAGUUUGUUCGGUGUGGCCGCAUUCCUACAUUUCUUUGCUGUCACUUUUUGAAAAUAAAGUAGAUAGAACUGACGACAAAUAAUUUAUAUCCUUAAAAUUUUGAGGUAUUAACAUUGUUAGAAUGUCUAACCCAAGGGUAAUAGAUUUGUGAGUUUUCUACCCUUAUAGCCUGGUUUGAGGUCAAACUUUCUGAUCCAAACCUAGCCCUUAUAUAGAUUUUUUUUUAUUACGAAGUUUUGAUAAAAAGUUUUGCAGCCCUUAUUUUAUAUAUGAUUGACUAUCAUUUAAGGUGGUAGUUAUGUUCCUGAAAACAGCAUCUAAUCACGUCUAAAAUGAACUGAAGAACCUAUGGGGAAAAAUAGGGCUAUGGUCAUUAGCCCCCCCCCCCCCCC